Messenger RNA from Triplophysa rosa, 5088 nucleotides. Its product is annotated as apolipophorins-like. Gene Ontology annotation, molecular function: lipid carrier activity. The transcript is spliced from 35 exons. NCBI's taxonomy places the organism in Eukaryota, Metazoa, Chordata, Actinopteri, Cypriniformes, Nemacheilidae. The record is from RefSeq and is a predicted model, not a curated record. Gene Ontology annotation, biological process: lipid transport. The coding region runs from base 65 to 4981 and encodes 1638 amino acids.
CAGUAAUGAUCUUUUCUGUGAAGUGUUGGUCUUGGGCAUUACAUCGAAUCCAAUUAUUCUGGCCAUGUCUUCGGUCUACCUUCUGUUGAUCAGAAAUCUUACUUUAAUUGUUGUGUUUGGCUUUCUCACUGCUCAUGCUCACAAACUCCAAGGUCAACUUUGCAAGUCUACUUGCCCAGAUGUGCAGAAGGGGCAAAUGCACACCUAUAGAUACAGUACAACAAUAGCAAAUGCCCUGAAAGGUCCAUCAUUAGCGGGAAAUCAAUUAGCUUUGGACUGUGUUGUUGACAUUGAUGUUCGACAAGGAUGUCCAGAGAUGAUUCUAAAGAUGAGGAACAUACAAAUAAAGCAUAGCUCAUCGAAGAGAGACAAUUCUGUGCUACGCUUGAAAAACAUUAGAGAGUCAUUGGAGAAGAACCCCCUGCAGUUCUCGCUUGAGGGGGGAAAGGUCACAAAGCUCUGCCCACAGGAGGCUGAGCAGGUGUGGACCCUAAACAUCAAGAGGUCCAUUCUGAGUAUGCUCCAGACCUCUGACUCGGGACGAGCUAGGGAAACAGUGAAAGAGACCGAUGUGUACGGGACAUGCACAAGUUCUUAUGAACAGAGGGGAACAUCACUGAUAAAAACCAGAAACCUGCAGCAGUGUCUUAGUGACAGAAUCGGUCAGUUUUGGAGGCACUCGGUCCCGCUAAAGGAGGGCGGGAAAACAGUGAAGGCCAGCCUCACAUGCAUCCAGCUCUACGAUGGGACAAUGAUGAACAAGGUGAACUGUACCGAAAUAGUGUCACUGGUUCCACUACCAGGCCCGUUAGAAGUAACAGAAACCAAGACCAUUUCAAGCCUAACUCUCCUCAGGACACUUGAAGUGAUACCAAUGAGUUUGGUACAGAACACAGGCUAUUUGAGUGGUCUUGUGUUUGAGUCUGGAGUCCAGAAUCCAGGCAGACAUGUUGGAUCUUCAGUUCAGGAGGUUACCAACAGUGUGAGGAGGUUGUGCGCUCACCUCUCAGAUCAACAGCAGCAGUCAGAGCUCCUCUUGGGUCUAAUGGUUCAGCUGAGGACCUUGUCGUCCCAGCAGUUGAGAGAAUUGUGGAAUGAGGCCUCCUUCAAAUGUCGAGAUGACUGGCAGCCCCUGUUAGAAACACUGUCAGCGUGUGGAAGUGAGGCUUGCAUCCUAUUCACUACAGACCUCAUACUGAACAAAGAAGUUGACCAGGAGCAAACCUUGGCUCUCCUCAAUACUAUCACCUUUGCUCCCUACCCCACAUCAUCUAUGAUUAACCACACCAGUGCCCUGCUGCAGUUUCCUAUUAUUGGUCCAAAAGCACUGCUGGUUGUCUCUUCGCUGGUCCACAGACUGUGUCAACGAAAUCAGACCCCUUGCAAUGAGAUUACAGAAGUCCAACAGUUUGUCCAUGUUCUGAAGCAAAGACUUGAGGGAGGAUGUGUAGUGGAUGACCAGUCAGAGAUCACAGAGUUGCUACAUGUGUUGAAAGCUGUGGAGAACGCAGGCAUGGCAGAUCUCAUUCCAUCACUGAGCCGCUGUGUACAAGAUCAUACUGUGUUGUUGGAGCUUCGGCUGGCUGCUAUACGAGCGUUCAGGAGAAUACCAUGCCAUAUGAAUAGGAAAGUCCUUGCUUGGGCAUUUCAGAGACAAGAUGAAAAUGUGGAGGUCAGAAUUGCAGCAUACCAGCAACUAAUGCACUGCCCAAACCAGGACAUCUUCAGAAUUGUAAAGACAACUUUAAGCAUCGAUAAGUCCAGUCAAGUUGGGUCGUUUAUUUGGAGUCACCUGUUUAAUAUCCAGAAGACAGAAGACCCCCUGAAGAAAGAUCUGAUGGAGUCACUGCCAGAUGACAUCAUUAGUAAAGACUUUGAAGCCGAGCCGUGGAAAUAUUCCUCACACAUGGACUACACAGUGGAUACAGGAGUGGCAGCUGCAAACAUGGAGGGAGCCGUAGUUUUCUCCCCUGAAUCUUUUCUUCCACGUUAUGCUAUGGCGAAUCUGACAGUUCACAUCCUGGGCAGAGCAUUCAAUCUUUUGGAGAUCAGUUUUAGAAUGGAAAACCUCGAGCUGAUUCUGAAGAACAUGUUUGAGGAACAUCCUCUAGCAUCAGCUGAUAACUCCAGACCUAAAGACUCUAUGGCGUAUGAGCAGAUGGAAAUGAACAGUGAUGAGGAGCGGGUGGACAUCUCCAGAAAAGGCUGUCAAUCAUCAGUUUUAGAUUCCAUUAGGUCUAAGUUCACAGGGCAGAGGAAAAGAGACAAAGCGUUCAGAUGCUGGAUUAAUGUGAAGAUGUUUGGCAGUGAUGUCAGCUUUUUGACAUGUGAUGACCUCCACGCAUUUCAGAGAAAAUUGUCACUCAACACAGCUGGACUUGUUGUGAAGUUGUUAAAGGGUCAAGAGAUUAAAAUCAGUCAAAGGCCAAUAGUGAUGGCAGAAGAACUGGUUUUACCGUCCCUCUCCGGUCUACCCAUGAAGCUGAGCCUCAACAUGUCCACAGUCUUCACAAUGAGACUUAAAGGCACUGCAAACUACAAGAACUGGUCACAUUUCUCAACGGCUGGUUAUGUCAAACCAAAUGCAUUCGUUGCCAUCUCUGUGAGAGCGGGAGUGGAUGGAGCAUUUGGUCGUGUGGGGUCAGAGUGGGUCACUCAAUUUAAAACCUCCACCAGCUUAGAUGGAGGUGUAUAUGUGCACCAUGGCCAGAGCGUAAAGGUGGCCCUCAACACUCCAGAAGAUGUCAUCGAUAUUUUUACCUUCAGCUCCAGGAUGUUUCAUGUGAGCGGGGACACUAGAGAGGAGCUCACAGCCAUGAGAAAUCUCAAAGAGAAGAACACAUGUACUCCUAAAGCAUUGUCUAAGAUGAUUGGAUGGCAGUUGUGCUCUGAUCUCACCUAUCCCUUGACACCGAGAGGCUUCCCACUUCUGGGACCUGUUCUUUUUAGUCUGAGACUACAAAAAUUGGACAAAAGUCUCAAGCAGUAUCUCAUGGAGGCGGCCUAUACUUUUGUACCUCAGAGGAAUUCCUGGAUGCCCCAAGAAGCCACUUUGCUUCUCUUUCUUGGCACGCCACAAUCCACUUUCCCCAGAGAUGUUUCCCUGGACCUGAAUUUUAAUCCAAAGAAGAUGAUUCUGAAAAUAACCCAUCCCCUAAAAACCAUUCUCAUUCAAGGACAGCUUGAACAAUUAAACAACCAACAUUCCGGUAGAAUCGAACUACUGAUAGACAACAUCCACCAUUAUUUUAUCAAAGGCCUAAUGGAGACGGUGAAUUCUGCUUCGGAGACCCGAGCCCACUUUCAUCUAGAUGCCAAAGUAGUGGCAGAUGGUCAUCCAAUAACCCUGUCUGUCAACACCACACACGCUCGCAGCAGAAAGAUCACAGUACAGGCACUGCUUAAAAAUGUUUUCAAUAAGGAUGCAUCACUCUCAGUGCAGCUGGAGAGAGGUUUGGAAGAUGGCCAAAGACACUAUUCUGUAGAUGCAGGUUUUCAUUUGCCUAGCGUAGUGAGCAUAAGGGCUCUUGGGCUACUAAAGCAAAAGGGCACAGAAUGGAGCUCUGCUUUGAGACUGAAGUGUGGUGUACAAGAGGAUCCACAACACAUGCAAGAGUGUCACAUGACUCAGAAUUUACAUAGUGAGUCUGACGCCGUCCAGACCUACCGUAUAACAGCAGCACAUGAACUCUACUGUUCUCACUUUUUCAACCUAAACCACAAGAUUCAGCUCAGACAUGAACGGAGUCCAAUCCAUGUCCAUUCCUCACUUGAUAUAAGUUAUGGGAAGCAAUGGAACCAGAGCAGUAACAAACACAGGAUCCUCUUAAACCAGUCGCUUAGAAACCAGUCUGGACCUGCCCUCACCAGUUAUGCUGUUGAGCUCAGCUUGCGUCUUCUAGACAGGGGACUGAAUUUCAGAACACAGCUACUGCACUCUCAUUUUAAGAGACCGAAAUCUGAGAGUAGCACCCAUCUUAAAAUCAAUUACAACAAUCAAAUGCCUCUGGUAGCCGGACUGCACUGGAAGAAUUUGUCAGCAAAAGCCUCACUUCAAAACUGGGAAGGUUCAUUCAACAUGGACACACCCUGGCUCUAUGUGUACGCAACCCAAAAACUGACUCAGCCCCAGCGUGGCAUCUCGCAUUUCAAUUCUGAGAUCAACACCCGGAAACUGGUGAACAUCCCAACUGUUACACUGGUGGGCUUCUAUAAGGAUAGGGGUAAAGAGAGGCAGGGCCAGCUGCACCUUUUCACUCCCACUCUCAGCUAUAUCAAGCUUGGUGGCUGGUGUUUGCUUGGCAAGCGUGGGGUUAAGGGUUCAUACUCAAUCGGCACAGCUUGGACACCAAUCCUACAUGGAGAGAUCUCUCUAGGCAAUGCCAAGCAUGAUAAGACACUGGAAAUAAGUGGAGGUUGUGGCAAGCAAGACUUUAACAUUUCUGCAGUUCUUAGUACACUUGAUAAGAAAUUGAAGAAGAGAGUUUUAAUGACGACAAUGACCCUGUCGGAUCUUAAAACCCCUUAUGUGGAGUUUCAUAUGGAGGGUGCCACAGAGGAGAUGAGAAAGGACAGGAGGAUUUAUCAGAAACGAUGGAGGCUACACUUCAGACAGCCGUUCAAGUUUAUUCCUCAGAGUUUAAUGCUCCAGGAGACAUUUACAAUUGCUCUGUUUCAAAAAAUGUACACUUUAGAAUCAAAGGUUCUUGUCAAUGGAAACAAAAAGGCCAUUCAUGUGCUUACUCUUGGUUACCAGCCUCAGCAUCCAUAUGUGUGCUCCUCUUUAGUCCAGUCUUUCAGCACUGACAGAAUCCCUCAAGAUUCAAAAAUCUGUGUCACUGUCCAAAACAACCAGACUGUGCGUGAUAUUAUGUGGCAGUUGUGGACUGGAAAGGAGGAAGUGCUUUCGGUUCUUGGUCAAGUUCAUCUUGACAUAACUUCAGCAUCUCAGCAAUGUAUUACAAUUAAAGUCAACCUCUAGCAGCUACUAAAGCCAAAUUACCCAACCUCUGUCAGCCUGGAUGUUAAGGCUCACAGGAGCCACAAGAAGACCAGCGAGUUUGAGUAUCAUUCUGAUGUGAAAGCAAC